AUGAAUUCUGCGUAUUUUUGUGCUCUUCACCCUGCGCUGUGUUUGGACCUUCACCAGCAGAUGGCUCAGCAGUACCAGCUUCACACUAACACCGUCACCAUAGCUGAGAGACUGGCAGAGGCACGCACUCAGAAAGUCUCCAUUUUUCUGUUUAGCAUCAGUGAAAGUCUAAUCAGUGUGUCUGUGUGCACUUCAGAGCUGAUCCUCGAGGCACGUGAUGGGGGUCAGCAGAAGCAGCGGAGGAGCAGGACGGCGUUCAGCGUGUCCCAGCUGCAGGCUCUGGAGAAAGCUUUCCAACAAACCCAGUAUCCUGAUGUGGCCAUGAGGGAGAGGCUGGCCGUCUGUAUCAACCUCCCUGAAGCUCGCAUUCAGGUGUGGUUCAAGAACAGGCGUGCAAAGUUCCGCAAAGGACAGCGAUUCACUCCUUUCCCGAAAAGACGUACUCCAGAAGACACCAAACAAGCGAAAGCUGAGCUCUCAGAAGAAGAGAAAAGCAACAAGCAAGAAACAAGACUUUCAGACAACAAUCAAUGCUCACGUGCUAAUUGUGUCAGCACUUCCACAGACAACAUGGCUCGUUUCCAGACUCCGUGUCGGCUAAGUUCUCUAUCUUCUCUCCAACCGUUCGUAUUUGGAGAACAGCACAAGCAUCCAAGCCUUGUCUCUACUAGUCUGCCUCUGCCGUUCUCUGCUUCCUUCUUACCCUUCAUGCAGCCUCACAGCAGUACACCAGAUGUCAUGCCAAUGCAUAAAUGCAGCAGCCUUGGGCUAUACAUUAAAUCUAUGGCACAUCCAUGUCUGGACUUGUAGCUGCACCACCCAAAAAAAAAAGAAAACCCAAAACACAAACCUUGUUGAGCCAGUUAUUGGCAUGAGGAGAGGAACAGGUGCUCCUGGGCUGUAAGAAAGUUCACGUUAGGGCUGUAGUGUUCAAAACCGCUGUUAAACGACCCCUUGACUCAAACGUUUACACGUCUGCCAA
Molecule: messenger RNA, 982 nt
Organism: Neoarius graeffei (lesser salmon catfish)
Lineage: Eukaryota; Metazoa; Chordata; Actinopteri; Siluriformes; Ariidae
Gene: dmbx2
Exons: 3
Coding region: 1-810 (269 amino acids)
Biological process (GO): regulation of transcription by RNA polymerase II
Molecular function (GO): DNA-binding transcription factor activity, RNA polymerase II-specific; RNA polymerase II transcription regulatory region sequence-specific DNA binding
Source: RefSeq, a predicted model, not a curated record